AUGCCUACCUCAACGAACAACAAUGUUACCAAGCGCACUUUGAAAGUGUCUGAGUCUGGUCGAGAGUUAUACAACUUCUCGCAACAGUACAGUGUGGGUGGUGUGAACCUACUCCCAGUCUACUUUGAUUCCGGGAAGGGUUCUCGCCUCGUAGAUUCAGCUGGAAACGAACUCAUCGACUUUAUUUGCGGCUUUAGCGCCACUAACCUUGGCCAAUGCCACCCAAUUAUCGUUGAAGCACAAGUCAAGUCAGCCCAGCAAAUUACCUUGGCCAACAUCGCUGGAGUCUCAGCAUCCUGGCCCCGUUUGGCUAAACGAUUGUGCGAGAAGUUCGGAUACGACAAGGUCACCGCAAUGACUUCUGGGGCUGAGGCUGCGGAUACGGCUUGCAAGCUUGCCCGUGGCUGGGGUAUCAAGACAAAGAAGAUCGACCCAGCCGAGGUUCUGGUCUUCGGAACUUCAGAGAACUACCAUGGCACAAUUUCGGGCGUUUGGCCACUGAUGGAGCAGGAGGCAGGCUGGGAUCUAUACGGAACCUUUAGUGGAAACGUGACAAACAUUAAUCCUUUGACUGGUAAGGUCCUUCGAUAUCUUCAUGCUGAGGAUUACGCCGAAGCCUUUGAACAAAUGCACGAACGUGUCGCUGGUGUCAUUAUGGAGCCUCUUCAUGGUACUUCAAGGUCAAUGGAGGAGGAGAUAGAGUUUUGCAUUCAGGUCCGUCAACUUUGCAAGAAGUACAACAUCUUGUACAUUGCAGACGAAGUCCGCAUGGGCGCCUGCAAGACAGGCAAGACUCUCAGCUCAGAUUGGCUGGGACCGGAGAACAAGCCCGACAUGAUUGUCAUGGGCAAGUCCAUCUCUGGGGGCGCCUAUCCCGCGUCCUUCGUACUCGGGUCCGACGAAGUUUUGACAAACGUCAAACCGUACCAUUCGCUCAGCACGAUUGCCUCAACCCCGAUGGCGUGUGCUGUCGUUGAGGCUUCUCUUGACAUCUGGGAAACUGAGAAUCUGCCACAGAGAGCACUGAACAUACACAAGCAAUGGAAGAAGGAGAUUUCAAGCUGGAGUUUUCCAUAUCUCAGAUAUGCCACCGCCUUCGGCGCUGAUAUGAGCCUUUUUCUCAACGAAGAGUACGAGACCCGAGAGGAAAAGAUCACGGCUCGUCGGCUCAUGCUUUUAUGCGCGAACAAAGGACUUCUAGUGUAUCCCGCACCUAGAGGUCGCGUACGCUUGGGAACGGCACUGACAAUCAGCAACGAGGACCUCCUCGAAGGGUUCAGAAUUCUACGAGAAGCCUUGACCGAGUUGCCACUCUACGGAGAUAUUGAACUAGAUGAGCAGCAGAGAGAGGGUUUCUGA
This is a messenger RNA of Colletotrichum karsti, 1359 nucleotides long. RefSeq lists its product as uncharacterized. Bases 1 to 1359 code for a protein of 452 amino acids. The transcript is spliced from 5 exons. Gene Ontology annotation, cellular component: cytoplasm. The record is from RefSeq and is a predicted model, not a curated record. NCBI's taxonomy places the organism in Eukaryota, Fungi, Ascomycota, Sordariomycetes, Glomerellales, Glomerellaceae. Gene Ontology annotation, molecular function: identical protein binding; pyridoxal phosphate binding; L-ornithine transaminase activity.